CAGUCUCUUGGCGGAUGAGUGCUGCGCGUGAUCGGUAGAGAAAAAUCAGCGGUCCGUGAAGGUGCUGAGGAUAUACUAUUUUAAAUGCUUGUUGUUGUUGCUGCUGCCUAUCGUUGUAAAUUUGCGCAGUGAUUUUUGUUUUUAGUUAAAUAGCUCGAAAGAGAGACAACGCGACACAAGACGACGUGAAGAGGAGUGAGAACGCUGAUUUUUCUGCUUUUUUUGUAUUGUAUUGAGAGCCCACCCGCCUGCAGCAUCCAUUUUAGCCCAAGUCCAAACGAGCGUGUUGUGGCGUGUAACUGUAAAAAAAAACCCAAAACCAAAACUGUGCCGUUCCGCCCGCAUCAUCAAGAGAGCAUUUUGCCUCAAUUGCACUAAUUUCUUCAAUCAACACACAAGGCAAAACUAAAACGAGAUUUGUUUUUUUUUUUCAAAAAUAUUUCUUAAACGAGUGAAACUAGCGAAAAUUGUCUGAAAAGUCUAAUCAAAAAUAGCAAUGCCUUAUCAACCAGCUGGUAACAGUGGCUCGGGCGCAGGAAGCAAGGCGGCUGCCAAAAUGUCGCAGUUAAAAUUCUGGAAUAAACAGAAUAAUAAUAAGCAACAACAGCAGCAGCAACAGGAUAAGGAUCAAUCCGGUGAUAGUAGCAGCAUCAUUGCCAAUAGCAAUAGUAAUAACAACAAUGGCAUUAGCAAUGGUGAAAAUGGCAGCAAGGGUGAAUCCAAGAACAAUAAACGCAACUGGUUGCAUACACCCGAACAACUAAUCAACGGUCAUGCGGUCUAUCUAGUCAAGUUCUUUGGUAAUCUGAGUGUUGACCAACCCAAGGGCAUUGAGGUGGUCAAGGAGGCCAUAAGGAAAUUACAAUUUGCCCAGCAAAUGAAAAAAGCUGAAACUGGUACGCAAGAGAAAUUCAAAAAGCUGGAAAUUACCAUUAGCAUCAAGGGUGUGGCCAUACAGGAGCCGCGUACCCAUAAGAUUUUGCAUCAAUUCCCCUUAUACAAUAUCUCGUAUUGUGCGGAUGAGAAGGGUGUCAAGAAAUUCUUUAGUUUUAUAGCCAAAACGGUUAAGACAACAACAGCAACAGAUGGCGAUAAUACAAAUGGUCAUACCAAUGGCAAUGACAAAACAGAAGAGUCUCAUGAAUGUUUUGUCUUUAUAUCCAAUAAAUUGGCAUCUGAUAUCACAUUAACUAUUGGUCAGGCUUUUGAUUUGGCCUAUAGAAAAUUCAUGGAUAGCACGGAGAAAACGAAUCUGAGCAAGGCUCAGCAGCAUAUACAACAUUUGCAGCAAACCAUUGCCAUCUAUAAGGAAAGAUUGCAUGAAUUAUCGGGAAAAUUGCCAAAGGCCGAGCUAGAUGCCAUGCUAUUUAAGCUGAACAUUAAGGAUAUUGCCGAAGAGCCACCAACGAGCCAAAUUCAAAAUGGUCUGGAAGCCACCGAAUCUCUAAGCAAUGGAAAGCUGGAUGAAGACAAGCUAUUGAUUGAUACCAAUUCGACAACGGCUUCGAUUCACUCAACAUCGCCCAGCUCAUUCUUGCCCAUGGUGCCGCCGCGUAAUAAUUUGUCCAGUCAGAUAAGCAUCUCGGGCAGCAGCAGUGGCGGCGGAGGCAGUGGCAGCAAAGGCAAUAGCCAGAAAAUGGAUGAAUUAUUGUUAAAUUCCGAUUCGGAUAGUGAUUUCGAUCCACGAGCCGAUGAGAUUCCAGAUAAUUUGAGUAACGGCGGCGGUCGUAAUACCAUAAGCAAUGAUUUAUUCGGUUUCGAGCCAUCAAAAAGUUUUGGCCAACAGCUCUUUUUCAAUAAUAAUGAUCACAAGCUGCAAAAUAAUAAUACUAGCUUAUUGAGCAACAACAACAAUAAUAUUACUAAUCUAAGCAGCAAUAGCAGUGGAUUCUCCAGCGAAUUGAAUAUAACGCCGCCAUUGUUGGCGCCGCCACCAAAGAUAGCUGCACCCAGACGCAGCACCUCGGUGACCAGCAGCAACGUUACAUCAAGCAAUGGCCUCAAUGGCAAUACAGAUCUAUUUGGCUCCGAUCCGUUUGAGUUGAACAAUGGACCAAGUAUGUUCAAGAGUCAGCAACUAAAUAUUGAUGACUUUUCGCUGGAGAGUCUGGAUCCUCUGCGUAAAUAGAAAAUCCAGGUGCUAAAUCCAAUAAAACCAUUUUCAACUACAAAAACUUUAUAUGCAAACAAACAAAAAAAACAACAAGUCAUAGGCCUCACUUGAUCUGGUUACCUAUCUCUUCUCCAAUUUCGCCAGGCAUUCCCAAGAUUAUAUAUAUAUAUAAAUACUUUUUUUUUUCUUGCUUGAUUAUUUCCCUUAUUUCUUUGCUUUCUUUGGAAAUUUAUUUAAUUUGUGUAUUAUUGUUUAUAUUAUCUAUAUAUGCCGAUAUAUAUAUGCAUACAUAUAUAUAUAUAUAUAUAAAUAAAUAUUAUUGUAUUUAUUAUGAUUGAUUUUGUCGAAUUUUAUAUAUAUGUUUUGCUAAAUAAUUAUUAUCUGAGAGAUCAAAAAUAAGAAAAGGAAACAACACGCACUUUGUUGAAAACUUAUCAAAUUGUUGCUGUAGUUAAAUAGUUUAAAUCAAUGUUUUGUUAAUGCAAGUGAUGAAAGAAAGAAAAAACAAAAAAGCAAACUGAGAACUAAAUGUGAGAGUAAAUAUUUUUUUGUGUAUAAAUUAAUUAAUUAAAAACAAACAAACGAAAAUAUCAUGAUGAUGAUUAUUGUAAAGAAGAACGAAUAUGAAUAUUGUAAUGUACGAAAAAAUAAAAACUUGAGUCGUCAAUAAUGUGUGAGAAGAUGAAGAAACGUCAGCAAAAUGAACAAUUUAUUUAAUGUUAUCGAUUGCAAUAUAGAAAAUUAUUAAUUAUUAUUAUUAUUAUUAUGAUGUAUGUAUGAUUAUUAUUAUUACUAUUAUUAUUGUGUAUGUAAAAGCAGAAAGAAUAAACUGUAGUGCCUAAAAAAAAACAAACAA
Messenger RNA from Drosophila willistoni, 2969 nucleotides. It is a transcript of the gene ced-6, whose product is annotated as PTB domain-containing adapter protein ced-6. The transcript has 7 exons. The coding region runs from base 497 to 2128 and encodes 543 amino acids. NCBI's taxonomy places the organism in Eukaryota, Metazoa, Arthropoda, Insecta, Diptera, Drosophilidae. The record is from RefSeq and is a predicted model, not a curated record.